AGAGAAGGUUUUCAUGAAUUCUUCUUCUUCUAACAGGGAUAAGGGGGACCCUUGUUACUGACUGAUCAUUGGUGGCCUCUAAAUCUGGAUCUCUCACUCCCACACACACACGCAGUUAAGCAACCUAUUUCAUGGUCUUAAUUCCUCCCCCCAUGGCAAGAAUUGUUAUUUGUGUGCACGUUUGUCUGUGUCUUUUGUACCUCUAAACAUCGAGUUCGGCUUUAGUCUGCGUGUUCUAUCCGGCCAUGCACCUCUGGUAUUGUCUUAGAGGGUAGGCUGUUUUAUAAUAGAAGGGAUCAGUGGGACCCUUGUUACUGACUGAUCAUUGGUGGCGUCUAAAUCCGGAUCUCUCACUCCCACACACACGCAAUUAAGCAACCUAUUUCAUGGUCUUCCUCCCCCCAUGGCAAGAAUUGUUCUUUGUGUGCACGUUUGUGUGUGCCUUUUGUACCUCUAAACAUCGAGUUCGGCUCUAGUCUGCGUGUUCUAUCCGGCCAUGCACCUCUGGUAUUGUCUUAGAGGGUAGGUUGUUUUAUUAUGGAAGGGAUCAGUAGGACCCUUGUUACUGACUGAUCAUUGGUGGCCUCUAAAUCCCGAUCUCUCACUCCCACACACGCAAUUAAGCAACCUAUUUCAUGGUCAUGUGUUUUGUUCCGUACAUGUGUUUGGCUUUGCCUUCCUCGCCUAGCUAGCUGCUGCUGCAUGCUGCCUUUCUGCACCAAGUAAAACACAGUACCCAAUAUAUAUGGAGGAAGAGCAGGCGGCGGCGAAGUUGCCUCUGAUUGAAGCAGAGUGCUCUGCCCGUUUAAGGAUUAUCAAUAUUGAUAAUGAUCAAGAACAUGGUGGUCUCGACAGUGCCGGUGCCGGUGCCGGUGCUCCUGUUAAAACAAGAUCGACGGCUGUUCUUUUUAUUUGCACCUUUGCGACCGCCUGCGCUGCCUUCACUGGUGGUUGUCUAGCGUCAUAUACAUCACCGGCUGAGUCUGGAAUCAUGGCUGAUGUGGGUCUCACUGUGACGGAGUACUCGGUUUUUGGUUCAAUAAUGACAGCUGGAGCAAUGAUUGGCGCCGUAAUAUGUGGGAGGAUGACAGAUAUCAUUGGUCGUAGGAGUACACUAUGGGUUUUGGACAUAUUCUACACCGUAGGCUGGCUUGCCAUUAUUUUCGCUGAGGGGGCUUGGAUGCUCGACCUUGGAAGACUGUCGCUGGGAAUUGGGUAUGGGCUUACUUGUUAUGUGGGACCUGUAUAUCUUGCCGAAAUAACACCAAAGAAUGUAAGAGGACUACUAAUGUCAAUCAGUCAGUCAAUGACUGGUUAUGGUGCUUCUGUCACGUUUGUAAUCGGUUCUUUCGUCACCUGGCGUUCUUUGGCCAUAAUAGGUUGUAUUCCGAGUCUGUUACUGCUCCUUGCUCUAUUUUUCAUUCCAGAAUCUCCAAGAUGGUUGGAUUAUAUCGAAACCCAGCGUCUUCAACAGAACUCGGCCGACAAUCUCCUCAACUUGUUUCGGCGAAAAUAUCUUCGUAUACUCAUUGUUGGAGUUGGGCUUAUGGUAGUGCAAGCAUCAGGAGGGCUAUAUGGAUUUCUGUUUUAUAUGAGUGAAAUUUUUGAUUCAGCUGGUAUCUCUAGUACACUGGGGUUUAUCCUGGUGGCUGUUCUUCAGAUUCCUUUAAUUGUUUUGAGUGCAGCACUGAUAGAUAAAUUUGGAAGACGAACAUUGUUGAUGGCUUCUGCUACUGGGCAAUGCUUAGGCUGCUUCCUCACCGGAUUGUCCUACUUCUUGCAAGACCUUAACUGGUGGAAAGAAGCAAGUCCCUUUUUUGCGCUGUUAGGGGUUUUGGUAUAUAUGGGAUCUUACGCAUUUGGCAUGGGUGGAAUACCAUGGAUUGUGGUGUCAGAGAUAUUUCCAAUAAAUGUAAAGGGUUCAGCUGGAACCCUUUGCAUUCUGGUCAAUUCGUUUUGUUCUUUGGUUGUUUCAUACACUUUUAACUAUUCAUUCUCAUGGAGCCCGGCAGGUGAAUACCAGUCUCUUGAUCACUUCUGUCUUAAUUCCAGUGUGUCAUGCACAUGAAUUCUUAUGCCAAGUACUGUUGAUCGUGCAUAUAAAUAUCUUUUUGCGGGGAAUAAUGCUUUUUUUUUUUUUUUUUUUUUCUGGAACAUUUUUCAUAUAUGCGGCCAUAUGUGGUUUUGGGGUUGUUUUCAUUGCAAAACUAGUGCCGGAGACUAAAGGACGAACAUUGGAAGAAAUACAUGCAUCACUAGCUCGUAUUAUGCAGUGAGAAACAUUAAUCAAGGGCCAUGAAAAAUGAUAAAAAUUAUUCCAAGGUUUUUAUGAUGUAAUCGUGAACUACUAUUUAUGAAUUUAACACAAAGUGUGCUUUCAG
This is a messenger RNA of Juglans microcarpa x Juglans regia, 2381 nucleotides long. Its product is annotated as sugar transporter ERD6-like 15. Gene Ontology annotation, biological process: transmembrane transport. Lineage: Eukaryota; Viridiplantae; Streptophyta; Magnoliopsida; Fagales; Juglandaceae. The record is from RefSeq and is a predicted model, not a curated record. Gene Ontology annotation, molecular function: transmembrane transporter activity. Gene Ontology annotation, cellular component: membrane.